Messenger RNA from Pelobates fuscus (common spadefoot toad), 1806 nucleotides. It is a transcript of the gene IFFO1, whose product is annotated as intermediate filament family orphan 1. The record is from RefSeq and is a predicted model, not a curated record. NCBI's taxonomy places the organism in Eukaryota, Metazoa, Chordata, Amphibia, Anura, Pelobatidae. The coding region runs from base 172 to 1647 and encodes 491 amino acids. The transcript has 9 exons.
UGAUGUGUCCUGUUUCUCCUCCUGCCAGUUUACAGCUCUCACUCAUCCUCUCUUUCUGCUCAUUUAUUUCCUCCAUCCUGCAGUCUCCUCUGUGUAGUCUCCCCUCCCACCAUCUCUCCCUCACAUCCUCCCCUACUCCCUCCUCUCUGCAGUGCUCAGAACAGCAGAGCAAUGAACCCAUUACUGGCUCCUAAUCUGCUUCUCCUUUCCUCAGAUCCCCCUCUUCAAUCGGGGGACAGUCCCCCAUCACCAUCCCAGUCCUCACUGCUCCACGGGGCCCCAUAUGCUCAGAGUGGUGGGGGGGCUUCGGCUCUACGAAAUGACUUUGGAUCCAAUAUCAGUGUCUUGAAGACCCUCAAUCUACGAUUUCGUUGUUUCUUGGCCAAGGUGCAUGAACUAGAACGGAGGAACCGUUCAUUGGAGAGAGCGCUAGAGAGAGCGCAAGGGGCGGGACCUAUAACCAGGGACCAGGCUGUCCAGACUGGCUUUGUAGGGCCAAUCCUGCCCCCACCUUUGUUGGGGCUCACGAAGCCCUCCUCUACACCACCCCAACAGUCUUGGGUAUACGGGCCCCGCAGGCUGGUGACAAGACCCGAUGUCGGUUCCAUUGGCGUAGGAGGUGGAGCCUAUUGGGGUCAUGCUGAUGGAGUAGGAGUUCAGAUUGAUACCAUCACACCUGAAAUUCGGGCACUUUAUAACGUACUGGGAAAAGUGAAGAGAGAGCGUGAUGCGUACAAGCAGAGAUGGGAAGAGGAGUACACAGCACGUGUUCAGCUCCAGCAAAGAGUCUCUGAAUUGGAUGAGGAGGCCCAGGAAUCAGCUCUCUAUCAAGAAGAACUGGCUAUGAAGAUCAAACAGCUGAAGGCUGAACUUGUUGUCUUCAAAGGGUUAAUGAGCAAUAACCUGACUGACCUGGACACCAAGAUCCAGGAGAAGGCAAUGAGAGUGGACAUGGAUAUCUGCCGCCGGAUUGAUAUCACAGCAAAGCUUUGUGAUGUAGCUCAGCAGCGGAGCUGUGAGGACAUGAUCAACAUGUUGCAGACGGUUCACUUGUCCCCAAUGAAAGUUUUGGGAAGAAGGAAGGAGCGGAAAGCGGCUACUGAUGACGAGCCAUCGCUGUGUGAGAGCGACAGCGCGAGGGGAGGCGAGGAGGAUGAGAGCACCGCGAUGAGCAUUAAUGAGGAAAUGCAACGAAUGCUGAAUCAGCUUCGCGAGUAUGAUUUCGAAGAUGACUGUGACAGCCUCGCCUGGGAGGAGACAGAGGAAACGCUAUUAUUGUGGGAAGAUUUUUCAGGUUACACAAUGUCGGCAAUGGAGACACAGGGAGAGACACAGGAAGACAGUCUGGAAGAGGUGAUCAAAGACACUGAAUCUCUUUUCAAGAGUCGAGAAAAAGAAUAUCAAGAAACUAUCGGCCAGAUUGAGCUGGAACUAGCCACAGCUAAGGAUGAUAUGACGCGCCACCUUCACGAAUACAUGGAAAUGUGCAGCAUGAAGAGGGGACUAGAUGUGCAAAUGGAGACCUGCCGAAGACUUAUCAAUCAAUCUGAAGAUAGAUCUCCACCUCCCAGUAGCGAAUCUAACUGUAAUGAAGACCCAGAGGAUUCUGACCGAGAUCCCCCUUCUUCUGACAGCUCAGCAAGAUGAUUGGGGGCCAGAAUCUACCUCUUUAAACACCCUGCUUCUCCACCACUGCCUUCCAGACUGUACCACUGAGCAUAUAGCAGGGUGUUUACCGUCCUAAGACUUUUGGGGUGCUAAGCUUACAGAUGUUGGGUCUAUAUGGGAAUUCCAGAAUAAUGUGUG